Molecule: messenger RNA, 1508 nt
Organism: Sardina pilchardus (European sardine)
Lineage: Eukaryota; Metazoa; Chordata; Actinopteri; Clupeiformes; Clupeidae
Exons: 18
Coding region: 186-1304 (372 amino acids)
Source: RefSeq, a predicted model, not a curated record
CCCAAAACCCCACAGCACAACCCUCAAUUUCAUCGACAUCUGCAAAUGAUUCAACCACAUCCAAGUUACCUCAAUUCCAACAGGUUGCUGCUGUAGCUUUGCUGAUUUCACACUUCUUCCAUCUUGAGGGGGCACUUUUCCUUUUGGGUUACAAAAGGGAGUUAAUCAGUCACUUGGCAUACAAGAUGUUGUCACUUUUCUCCCUGUGUGCAGUCAUCAUUGCGUUAGUUUUCUUCCUUCUGUAUAACCAUACCACUGUAUCUGCUCUUACAGGUGUUGCGAUGAUUUUGAGUUUCAUUCAAACAAUCGCUGCAUUCCUCCUUUGCGGCCCGAGCCAUGAACUGAGGGACAUCAUGAUGUGGGUCCUCAGGACUCUGGCCACCUUACAGGCAACUUUCACAGUUGCAGGCAUAUUUGUAUUCCAGGCGUUUGAGUAUGGUGGUUGCACAUGUUUUCAGUAUAUGAUGGCAGUCUCUACAGUGUGGAUCUUGGUGUUCUGUGGGAUUUGUGUGAUGUUAAAUUGUAUCUACUGGAAUUCAAAUAGAAGAAGGGAAAGAGACUCAGCAACAUCAUUUUGGGCCGUAGGGAAUUUGAGUGCCAGAAUCUACACUUUGUUUCCAGUGAUCUGCCAUACCCUUAUCAAUAUCACCUUGAUCGCUGAGUUCAUUUCAACAUUUUUCUUGCUUUGUGGCAGAACCCAAAACCCAACAACAGAUCCCUCAAUUUCAUCAACGUUUGCAAAUGAUUCAACCACAUUCAAGGUACCUCAUAAAUUCCAACAGGUUGCUGCUGUAGCUUUGCCUAUUUCACACUUCCUCCAUGCUGAGGGGGCACUUUUCCUGUUGGGUUACAAAAGGGAUUUGAUAAGUCACUUGGCAUACAAGAUGUUGUCACUUUUCUCCCUGUGUGCAGUCAUCAUUGCAUUAGUUUUCUUCCUUCUGUGUAACCAUACAACUGCAUCUGCCCUUACAGGUGUUGCGAUGAUUUUGAGUCUCAUUCAAACAAUCGCUGCAUUCCUCCUUUGUGGUCCGAGCCAUGAACUGAGGGACAUCAUGAUGUGGGUCCUCAGGACUCUGGCCGCCUUACAGGCAACUUUCACAGUUGCAGGCAUAUGUGUAUUCCAGGUGUUUGAGUAUGGUGGUUGCACAUGUUUUGAGUCUAUGCUGACAAGCUCUAUGGUGUGUACCUUGGUGUUCUGUGGAUUCUGGGUGGUGUUAACACAUAUUGAAAUGACUUCCCGAAAAAGACCAAUUUGUGUUUCACACAGAUUGUGGGUGACAGAAUCUUCUAGAUGGUCCCGAUGAUCUGCAAUGUCCUGAUCAGUGUAAUCUUAAUUGCUGUGCUCAUUUCAACCAUUUUGCCAUAGUUGAGUUGAUUGUUUUAGUUAACAUGUAUUUAGACUACCAGAGCUAUGUUCUGACCUAAAUCCUCUCAAUGAUCAGAGCUUCCACAUUUCAUUGCGAGAGCAAUCACUAGAAAAUAAGACAUUACAUUUCUUUAUGCUUCCU